AUGCAAGCCAAUGGCCAUGCUGACCACAGCAAAGACCAUCGCGCGACAAAGUAUGCGCGACAAGCAGAACAACUCGGUCGCGUCCAGCCAGGCGACGAAGAGGACGGCGAAGGCCCAUCGCAAGCGGUCAAGGCCAAGUUCAUCACUCCCCUCGAUCCAAUCCUCGUCACGGCGGAUGGCGGCCGCCUGCCCCCGAUUCCCGUCGACGAAGCGAAGCGGCUCAACGAAUUGCGCAAGGAAGUCCACAAGUCGUCCAGCUCGGGCUCCCUCCAUUCCUUGACGAAUGGCUUAAAGGCCGUCUACCGCGGUGUGCGCGGCGGCAGUAACCACGACGGCACAUCUCUCGCCGACUCCCUCCCGCCCUCUCGAACAAACCCCCUCUUCCCUCCCCUGCCCAUCUACGGCCCUCCCACCCUGCUCCGUGAGAUCCAAUGCUUCUUCUUCCGCAUCACCUCCGCCGUCCUCUCCCUCGCCUUCCUACUCACCAUCUUCGCCGGGACCGUCAUCUGCCAGAUCCCCCGACUCAUGCGAGACACCCGCAGCCGAGCAAUGCUGCAGAACCCAAGAAAACUUCGACCCUUUUAUGACGAAGAGAAGAAGCGCGCAUCCGAGAGAAAGGCCGCCGAGAAGGCGUGGAAGGCGCAACAGAAGAACCAGAAGAAGGGCUCGCACACGCCGCUGGUGGAGAAGGGAGCAAGUGUACCGCAAGAUGGCGAAUACGUGCCGACCGAGGGCGGGCCCGACCCUCUUUGCGUCGACAUUGCAUAUUACGCCCGCAGAGUCGGCCUCGAUGUGGAGAUCUUUGACGUGCAGACCGAGGAUGGCUUCAUCAUCGAAUUGUGGCAUGUCUUCAAUCCUCGAGAACAGUCGCGCACUUCAUCAUCCGGCCGCAAGAAUCGCGGUCCUGAAUUGUCCGAGUACCCCGUGUUGAUGAUCCACGGCUUGCUCCAAUCCUCUGGCGCGUUCUGCUGCAACGAUGACGACUCUCUUGCGUUUUACCUGGCCAAGUCCGGCUACGAUGUCUGGUUGGGGAACAAUCGAUGUGGCUUCGAACCCAAACAUACCAAGCUCGAAUAUACAGAUCCGAGGAUGUGGGCGUGGAAUAUCCGACACAUGGGCGUGCUCGACUUACCCGCUCUCGUCAACCGCGUGCUCGUCGAGACAGGCUUCCCCAAGCUCGCGCUCAUCGCUCACAGUCAAGGCACCACGCAGACUUUCGUGGCUCUCGCGAAAGAGCAACGACCGGAGCUGGGAGAGAAGAUUUCGGUAUUCUGCGCCCUGGCGCCUGCCGCCUACGCCGGCCCUUUGAUUGGCAAGAUCUACUUCCGCGUCAUGCGAACCAUCACGCCGGCCAUGUUCAGAAUCAUCUUCGGCAUUCACGCCUUCAUCCCCUUUAUGAUGUUUGCGCACAAGAUCUUCCCCGCACGCCCAUACUCCUUGCUGGGAUACUAUGUUUUUUCGCAUCUGUUCAAUUGGUCGGAUACAAGAUGGGAUCGCGGGUUGAGGGAUCGCAUGUUCCAAUGGGCACCGGUGUAUGUCAGCGCAGAGAGCAUGAGAUGGUGGUUAGGUCGCGAAUGCUUUGCGAAGCAGAGAUGCAUUCUCGCCACACGAGAAGAGGGGCGGCAGGAAGACAAGGAGGAUGAGGAGGACGAUGAACGCAACGUCAGCAGCUUCCACUGCCAGUCUCCGGUCCAUCUGCACCACGACACGACCCGCGGCAAGUUUGCGUGGUACAACGACCAAUUCCCACCUCUUGCGCUGUGGGUGGCGGGUGCGGACGAUCUGGUGGAUGGACGACGUCUCCUCCGCCGCUUCGACAGAGGCCGUGAGCCUCACGUGCGCGUGGUGCACAAGAAGAUCAUCGAGGGCUAUGAGCACCUUGACGUCAUCUGGGCCAUGGACUCGAUCGAGAAGUGUGGCAAGGAGGUGCGCGAAGUCAUCUGGCGCACUGUCGACCCCGAAACUGCCCUGCAAUGUCGCGUGCCGGUGGGCUGUGCGAAGCCGUUGGAAGAGGAUCCGGACAUUACUGAGGACGUGCCAAUGUUGCAUUCCGGUGGACGGCUGAGAAUGGCGAGUAUCAGUGAGGGCCUUCCUACAGUCUCAUCCUCCAGUCAGGAGCCUUCGUCUUCUCGGAGGCGCACGAGGACGCGGAGGGGCACGAAUCUGGAGACCACGGCGGAGACACACUUGGACUCGACCGCGGAGACGGAGGGCGAGCAUGACCACAUGGUAGAGGAGAAGGAGCAAUUCCAUCCGGCACAUUUGGAGGAGCCUGGAUUUACGGACAUUGCCGAGAAAAGCAAUCCAUUGGGAUAA
This is a messenger RNA of Neohortaea acidophila, 2316 nucleotides long. Its product is annotated as Alpha/Beta hydrolase protein. NCBI's taxonomy places the organism in Eukaryota, Fungi, Ascomycota, Dothideomycetes, Mycosphaerellales, Teratosphaeriaceae. Bases 1 to 2316 code for a protein of 771 amino acids. The transcript has 3 exons. The record is from RefSeq and is a predicted model, not a curated record. Gene Ontology annotation, biological process: lipid metabolic process.